CGGGCGCAGCACCUGCCGCGCGGUCAGGAGCCAGGUGGCUCGGCUCCGGCCUCGCCCAGCACCCCGCUGCAGGAAGUAGGUGAGACACGCGGCCUGGUGAGGAGGCGCCCGCUGCCGCAGCCCCAGCACCGGGAGCCGGGAGCCAGACCUAAUGGCGGCGCUGGCGCCCGCGGGCCUCAGGGACGCCGCCUCGGCAGCCCUGGACGAGCUAUCCCGGAACUUCACGUACGGGGCACCAGGCACAGGCAAUGGCUCCCUGUCGGGCGCAUGGUACCGCAGGAACCAGAGUCACCUGCUAGGAGUUGUGCUGGCCAUUUUAGGAAACUUAGUGAUCAGUAUUUCCCUAAAUAUUCAGAAAUACUCUCACCUGCAGUUGGCUCGGCAGGAACACCCGAAGCCGUACUUCAAGAGUGUGCUGUGGUGGGGUGGAGUGGCACUGAUGGCCGUGGGAGAAACAGGAAACUUUGCAGCCUAUGGAUUCGCUCCUGUGACCCUCAUCGCACCAUUAGGCUGCAUGUCUGUUACAGGUAGUGCUGCCAUUUCUGUUAUGUUCCUGAAAGAAAACUUGAGAGCUUCCGACUUACUAGGGAUGACACUGGCAUUUGCAGGAACAUAUUUAUUGGUGAACUUUGCUCCGAAUAUAACUCAGGCCAUUUCAGCGAGAACAGUCCAGUAUUUCUUUGUCGGCUGGCAAUUCCUGAUCUAUGUGAUUUUAGAGAUACUACUUUUCUGCAUUCUCCUAUACUUCCAUAAAAGAAGAGGGAUGAAGCAUAUGGCGAUCCUGUUAACUCUGGUGGCACUGCUAGCCUCACUGACUGUUAUUUCAGUAAAAGCUGUCUCGGGCAUGAUCACUUUUUCUCUGAUGGAUAAAAUGCAGCUCACUUAUCCCAUCUUCUAUAUCAUGUUUAUCAUCAUGAUAGCAUCUUGUGUUUUCCAAGUCAAGUUCCUGACCCAGGCCACGAAACUCUACAACACGACACUGCUGGUGCCUGUGAACCACGUGUGCUUUACAACCAGCGCCAUCAUCGCGGGUAUCAUAUUUUAUCAGGAAUUCCUUGGUGCUGCUUUUCUGACUGUAUUUAUAUAUCUUUUUGGGUGUUUUCUGUCAUUCCUUGGCGUGUUUUUGGUCACAAGAAAUCGAGAAAAGGAACAUCUGCAACAGUCUUAUGUUGACUUUGGAAAUAUUCCUGGGAAACAAAUAUUGGACAAAAUACAACAGGAUUCAAGUGGCUUAUCCUAUGGAACUUUGCCUGAUGAAAGUGACUCAACAAAGAGCCAAAGUGGAGAGAAGAAAGAGGCCUAAAAUGCCGAGAGGGGUGGCUCUUGGCCUGAUAUUCAAUACCACCUUUUUAAAAAAUUGCAUAUGUUCAAUUUGUGUCAGCAGCUAUUUCAUGCUGCCAUGUGCUAGCAUUCAUUUCAGUCCUCCCCUGACACCCCCACCCCAGCUCAGUGUCUGUGAACAGUCGUGGCCUUUCUGAGCCCUGACAAUCUCAGGCUCUUGUGGAAUGUAACACAAACACCCUGCACCUUUCCCCUGAUGAGCCUCCAACCAGCUCCACCUUAAUGAGUGUCUGGCUGCUGAGGCAGGACCGUCACACAAAAGCGGGCACUCACCAUUUGGCUGUAGGACGUGUAGUCUCCCAUGUGGCUUGUAGUGUCAGCUGCCUGACUUUAAGAGACCCCUCAGCCCUUUGGCCUUCAUCCUAAGCAAAAGGCUUGAAAGCG
Ochotona princeps (American pika) is the source of this 1725-nucleotide messenger RNA. RefSeq names its product NIPA like domain containing 2 (gene NIPAL2). Lineage: Eukaryota; Metazoa; Chordata; Mammalia; Lagomorpha; Ochotonidae. Gene Ontology annotation, cellular component: membrane. The transcript is spliced from 11 exons. Gene Ontology annotation, molecular function: magnesium ion transmembrane transporter activity. Gene Ontology annotation, biological process: magnesium ion transport. The record is from RefSeq and is a predicted model, not a curated record. Bases 152 to 1303 code for a protein of 383 amino acids.